This is a messenger RNA of Penicillium cosmopolitanum, 3330 nucleotides long. RefSeq lists its product as uncharacterized. Bases 1 to 3330 code for a protein of 1109 amino acids. Lineage: Eukaryota; Fungi; Ascomycota; Eurotiomycetes; Eurotiales; Aspergillaceae. Gene Ontology annotation, molecular function: protein binding. The record is from RefSeq and is a predicted model, not a curated record. Gene Ontology annotation, cellular component: cytoplasm; nucleus. The transcript has 5 exons.
AUGGAUCCCCUCAGCAUCACUGCAGCCACAAUCGCGAUAAUUGGAUCCAUAUCCUCAACGUAUAAUGCCAUUCAGCAUCUGAGAGGUCUCCCGAAGGCCUUUAAAGGAGUGGGUCAGAAUCUUCCUCUCGUGAAAGAGACCUUGGAACUUGCUCGUGGCCAGCUUCAAGGCCCAUCCGAUGAAUCGGCCAAGAAGGCGAUUGAACCCGUCAUCCAUAACUGCCAAGAGAAGGCUAUAGCACUGAAUAAGAUAUUUGACGACCUUGACGAAGCGAUGAAGCAAGAAAAGGAUGCAAACGAGUGGUCUGCCCUCGUUAAUCUUUAUCGUAAAACGGUGGUCUACCUGGGAAAAUCGCAUAAGGUUGAGACGCUCAUGCAGGAAUUGCUAAGCAACCUGAAAGGGUUAGCAAUCCACCAGCUGUUCAAGGUGACCAGCCAGGGGCUGACCGUAAAGCUGGAGAAUGCCAUUAAUGAGCUCUCAGCCGUCGAGCCGUCCUUGCCGGACUCGGACUUCGACACGAAGGGCGCGAGCGUUACCCAGACCAACUCAAAUAACGCAAGAGGAUUUGUUUCUACCGGAGGACAUCAAGAAAAUACAAUGGGACACAAAUUCCACUCCGCUGGCAACAUGAGCUUUGCAAAAACUGGAAAAACGGUCCUCGCAUCGAUUAUCAUCAACCACCUCCAGACUUUCUACUCGGACUACCGGAAUGUAGCCUGUAUUUACAUUUACUUUGAUUACAGGAAACAUCAAGUCCAGAACCUGACAAAUCUCCUGUCCAGCUUGCUACUUCAACUUCUAUUGGGUCGCGAUAUUGUCUCUGCCGAGAUCCAAGAGAUAUACGAAGCUUGGAACAUCAGACACACUUACCCUAGUCCAGACGAGUAUAUGGAGAUGCUGAAGUCUCAAAUUAGGACAUUCUCUAAAGUCUUCAUAGUCAUUGAUGCGUUGGAUGAAUGUAUUGACGAUGUCAAUAAUAAGACUUUAAGCAGCCUUUUACGAGCUUUUCGAUCGCUCCCAGUAAAGGCUCAUAUGCUCUUCACGUCGAGGCCAAGCGUGAACUUUGCCCCACUGAUAAACGCUAGUAUUGAAAUUGAUGUAACUGCUGAUUCCAAUGAAAUGAAAGGAUACCUGCGCCAGUCUAUCGAUAAUCAUUCACAUCUGAAAUCUGUGGUCGAAUCUGGACUUAAGAAGAACGCUUUGUUUUUAGAAAAUGCUCUGGACGUCAUCGUGGAGAAGUUUCUUCUCGUUGAUCUCCAUAUAAAAUUCCUUGAGAAUACUCAUAAUCUGGAGGGAUUCACACGUGGCUUAGCUGAGCUUUCAAGAACGCCGGAGGAGGUGUACCGGACGGCGUUAGACAGAAUAAGAAUGCAGCACCCUGUCUACCGUGAUUUGGCCAUCAACGUGCUUAAAUGGAUCGUCUUUGCCGAAAGAGCAUUGACCAUUGACGAACUGACACAUGCAAUCGCCAUUCAGGAUGCUUUUGCUGGAUCUCAACCUGGGGACCCACCCUUGCCCAAAGCUGAUUUGACUGUUGGGACUGAAAGGGUUCUCACUUCAGUCUGCGCUGGGAUCGUUGUUGUUGACAAAGGCAAAUCGGUCCGCCUGGCGCACGAUACUGCAGAGGAGUACCUCAAAAACAAAAGCUCAGCAAUUUUUCAGGACGCCCACUCAGCGAUAGCCGAGGCUUGUCUGCUUUGUCUCACUAAUAUACCACCCAGGCAGUUGAACGAAACAACCAACUCACAAGAUACGUUAGACGCUGAUUUCCAUGACUAUCCUCUCUUCAAAUAUGCGGCUGAGUACUGGGGCAAUCACAUAUUGUAUGGAGUCAGGGGGAACGUUCACAAGCUAGCCUGGGAAUUUCUCUGCGAUAAAAAAGCAUUGAACAGAGCUCUGCGAGCUAUCGAAAACUCCCGAAUUCAGCAGGGGACAAACGCCUCAGGCUUGCAUAUUGCCGCCUACUUCGGGCUGGUUAGUUCGGUGCAAAAGGCGAUGAAGCGUAACAGGGACAUCAAUUUUAAUCCAAAGACUAAUCCGUUGCAUAUGGCGAUUAUGGGUAAAGACGGCGCAGACGAGGCCUUAGUCAACUUCUUACUGUCGACAGGGACAGUUAAUCUUAACCCCCAAGACACUCAAGGAUGGACGCCUCUAAGAUGGGCCGCCGCGUACGGCCAAUUGAAUAUAGUCGAGAUAUUGCUGCGCGCUGGGGCUGAAGUGGACGCGCGCGACACGGAUGGGUGGACCGCGUUACGCUGGGCAGCACACCAGGGUCAUAAGACAAUAGUCAAGCUGUUGAUUCGCCACGAGGCAUCGAUCGAGACCUCCAGCGGUGACCAGUGGACAUUGACCAGGUGGGCGGCACAAGAGGGACGGGAGGAUAUCAUUAAGCUCCUAGUUGAGAUGCGAGUUGAUCUGGAUGCGACUGAUGCGGAUGGAUUGACACCACUUCGAUGGGCAGUCAACUAUGGCCGGGCGAUGACCGCAUGGUUGUUGAUCCAGGCUCACGCAGAUGUCGACAAGGCGGAUAGGAAAGGCAUGACAGCGCUCCACUCUGUAGCAGAAAGAUGCAGCAACGGCAAUAUCUCCCUCCAGAUCUUAUGGCUUCUCUUAGAGAAUCAAGCGAACAUCAAUGCAGAGACAAAACUAGGCUGGACGCCGUUGCACUCCGCUGCAUCUGGUGGAAGCCACUCGGCUGUAUGGCUCUUGCUUGAGAAAGGGGCAAACAUCAACGUACAGACAAAACUCGGUCUAACGCCGCUUCAUAUCGCCGCGUCCGGAGGGAGGGACUCGGUAGUGAAGCUAUUGCUUGAGAGAGGAGCAAAUCCGAAACAAGGAGAUGACAACGAGCGCACAGCUCUGCAUUGGGCCGUUGAGGAACAAGAAACGAGAGCUGCAGAGUUGUUGAUCAAGAAGGCAGGCGAUAUUGUCCACGCUGCGGAUCAGGAGAAACGGACGGCACUCCACUGUGCAGCGUCCAUAGGAAAUACCCACAUUGUUGAGAUGCUUUUGGAUCAUGGGGCACACAUUAACGUCCAGGAUCGUAACGGGCAGACGCCUCUACAUCUUGGAGUGUCUCAGCAACACGAGAGUGUUGCAACGUGCUUGGUUUGGAGAGGCGCUGAUUGGAGUGUCCUAAACAAGAAAAAGAGGACUGCUAUUCACUUGGCGACAGACCUGGAAAAUGAAGCGAUCAUAGAGGCUAUUCGCUCAUUCCGCCUAACCACGGGUGCUAGCGACGUCGACGACGGUGAGAAUGCUUCACACAGGGAAGCGACAAAGCCGAAGAAUAGGAAUGCGAAAUUCGCAGCUCGAGUAGAAGAUGAAUAA